Messenger RNA from Acomys russatus (golden spiny mouse), 808 nucleotides. RefSeq names its product chromosome 19 C7orf50 homolog (gene Chlsn). The transcript has 4 exons. The record is from RefSeq and is a predicted model, not a curated record. Bases 1 to 729 code for a protein of 242 amino acids. Lineage: Eukaryota; Metazoa; Chordata; Mammalia; Rodentia; Muridae.
AUGGUAGGAACAACCAGCCCCGGGGGCCCUGACAGGAUACGCCAAGGCCCUAGUCUCUCCUGUAGCCCCGGGAGCCUUGCUUCCCAUAGCCUCCCCUUCACCCUCUCUAGCUGGAGGUUGCGGGAGCUCUGCACCAGGACAAGCCUGCCAAAGCCCUUUGCUGGCACUCUGCACCUGGAAAUUCUAGCCCCACGCAGAUCCCUGCGGGCACAAGCAGUGGCAGCUGGAGAGAAGGGAAACAGAAGGAGGUGGUUUUCCGGCUGGCAGGUACAAGAGGCCACCCCGGAGCUGCUGUCCCCAGAAGAGAGGAGGGUCUUGGAAAGGAAACUGAAGAAAGAACGGAAAAAGGAAGAGAAGAAGCGGCUACGGGAGGCGGGCAUUGCUGCGGCUCCGGCGGCCAAAGUCCAGACCCUGCCAACCAAGCCCUCAGCUGCCGCUCUGGCCCUGGAGUACCUCCAAGGGUGGGCCCAGAAGCAGGAGAGCUGGAGAUUCCAGAAGACGAGGCAGACGUGGCUCUUGCUUAAUAUGUACGAGGAGGACAAGGUCCCUGAUGAGCACUUUUCUACCCUGCUGGACUACCUCGAGGGGCUGAAGGGCAGUGCCCGAGAGCUCACGGUUCAGAAGGCUGAGGCCCUCAUGCAGGAGUUGGACAAGGCUGACACCGAGGCCAGAGACGCCACCCAGGGAAAGACGAACCGCCUCCGGCAGGUGCUGCAACUACUGUCCUAGUGGUUGAGGCAACCCUGGGUCCCGAGAGCACACUGGCUACCUCCUCCUGUGGCUGUGGGAGCAAGCAUGUCUUCUGGCC